ACUUGGUUGCCAUGACGAGCGAAAUUUCCUCAUUUUUCGGUUAUUUUUUUAGAAAAUGUCACCAUACUGUCAAAAGUUUAAGGAAGUGCGGUCUGAUUCAAACAAUGCCCUUUACCUGGCCAACAAAGUUUCGUAGACCGUGGAUUUUCGCAUUGGUGAUUGCCAUUUUACUCUGGGUACUGCUUGGGUAUAGAAUUAUCGAAUUGCUAAUGGAUGGCUUUGCCGUUAGCGGAUCAGUAUAUUUGACGAGAUUUCCCGUUUUUCUUCAUUUAAGUGCUCUCGGAAUAAUUUGUAUUAUUUGUAGUGUCCUCAUGUUUCUUAUAUUUCGAAAAUCAAACUUCAGUAAUUGGUUUUCUUCAUUGUCAUUUCUAUUGUAUGUUUUAAUGGAAUUACUAAUAAUUGUGAAUGCAUUAACCAUGACUUUAGUAACGAGAGUACACUAUAUCAUUGAAGCGAUAAUCGUUUUUGUAUUUCUAUUUAUCUAUACUGAUAUGGUGUCCUGGCAAUAUAACGAAUACCAGGAAAACUUAAGAAGAUUGCACGAAGAACAUAUUAAUGAAAUUUUAGAUAAAAUUACCGGUGGUGAGAAGGGAGGAUGUGUUACAAUUUCGUUACAUGGAUCUGAUAAUAAAGGACCUCGACCAGGACCCUCGAAAAUAAAUUAAAUAUUAAAAAUUAUUCGUUGUUUAAUAUUGUAUUGUUGCAUUUAAAUUUGUAUGUUGUGAUAUUAAAAAACAUUUUUUGUCUAAGUACUUGU
This is a messenger RNA of Anthonomus grandis grandis, 757 nucleotides long. RefSeq lists its product as uncharacterized. The record is from RefSeq and is a predicted model, not a curated record. The coding region runs from base 12 to 665 and encodes 217 amino acids. The transcript is spliced from 5 exons. NCBI's taxonomy places the organism in Eukaryota, Metazoa, Arthropoda, Insecta, Coleoptera, Curculionidae.